This is a messenger RNA of Williopsis jadinii, 1620 nucleotides long. RefSeq names its product serine/threonine protein kinase YGK3 (gene YGK3). The coding region runs from base 373 to 1503 and encodes 376 amino acids. Gene Ontology annotation, cellular component: cytoplasm. The record is from RefSeq and is a predicted model, not a curated record. The transcript has a single exon. Gene Ontology annotation, biological process: signal transduction; protein phosphorylation. Lineage: Eukaryota; Fungi; Ascomycota; Saccharomycetes; Phaffomycetales; Wickerhamomycetaceae. Gene Ontology annotation, molecular function: protein serine/threonine kinase activity; protein serine/threonine/tyrosine kinase activity; ATP binding.
UCCAGCGUUGUGAACUCAACUUCAAAGGCACAAACAACUUGUUCUUUCAAUCCAAUUGGGAACCCAUUACUGCUCAGCUGGGAGGUGAACACACGGAGAUAUUUGCCUCUUUUCUUCGACUCCAAUUGGUUUUGUUCUUGGGUCCGUUAUUACGAACUGGUUUUCUAUUGGAAGCUGUGUAAAAAUCCGUUUGGGAGCUGAUUGUGUGCUGAUAGCCCGUCUAUAAUUAAACACACAUUCCACACACGAACGUCUUAUUAUAAACGCCACUUUUAUACACCGUAUACAGCGCACAAAGGCGAGCAAACCACGCGCACAGAGAAACAGAGAUCAACACAGACUAAGAUCAUAAGGGGAGAGUGUCGUGCCGUGAUGUCGUCGUCGAAUGCUACUGAGUUCAUGGCCAAUGAUGUCACGUCGAUCAAGACGCAAGUGAGCAAACCGAUGCUCGUGAAGCACUACAAGAAGAUCGGCAAGGGUGCCUUUGGUGUUGUCACCCAGGCCAAGUUGUUGGACAACGAUGGCUGGUUAGGCCCAUUUGCCAUUAAAAAGGUGCCUGCGCAAACAGAGUACAAGAGCCGAGAGUUGGAGAUAUUGAGAUUGACAAACCAUCCCAACAUUAUUGCCCUGGAGUACUUCUUUACGCAUAAGGGCCCAGAAGACAAUCAGGUGUAUCUACAUUUGGCGAUGGAGUGUCUCCCUGAAACCCUACAGACUGAAAUCCGUUACUACUAUUCGAGCAAGUUGGAAUUGCCCUUGAAACACAUCAAGCUCUACACGUACCAGUUGGCCAGAGGUAUGCUAUAUCUCCAUGCCUUGGGGAUAUGCCAUAGAGAUGUGAAGCCUUCGAAUGUUCUAGUGGAUCCUUCUAAGGGUAUCUUGAAGAUUUGUGACUUUGGCUCAGCAAAGAGAUUAGAACCUAGAAAACCUUCUGUUGCCUACAUCUGCUCACGUUACUACAGAGCCCCAGAGCUCAUAGUUGGGUGCCAAUACUACUCCACUCAGAUUGAUAUCUGGGGGUUGGGAUGCUGUCUUGCAGAGAUGUUGAUAGGUAUUGCUCUAUUCCAAGGCGAGGAUUCUCAAUUGCAGCUAAGAGAGAUAUCUAAGCUGUUGGGUCCUCCUGAUAAGAAGUUCAUCUUCAACUCCAAUCCUAAGUACGAUGGGCCUCUCUUUUCCAAGCAGUUGUUUAACGGGAGACCUUCGGCAAGAUUCCACAAGCUUCUAGGACACGCUGGUGAGGAUGGUGUGAAUCUACUGAUGAAUGUAUUGGUGUACGAGCCUCAAAAGAGAUUGAGUCCAAGACGUAUUAUGGCACACCCGUUCUUUGACGAUCUGAGAAUUGAUAACCAAUUUGUUCCAAGAGGUGCUACAGGACCGGUGCCAUUGCCAAAAUUGUUCAACUUUAGCCAUUUCGAGUUGGACGUCAUAGGUUCGUUAUUACCACAAGUUGGAGGUCCAGCAGUAACAAAUGCUCAACCUGGGGUUGAAGCUCAACAGGUAUGACGCUUCAAGAGACCCCAACGCUCUAAUUAUUCCCUAAUAAUUUUAACGGCAUCUGUUUUAGGCAAUACACUUUAAUUAAAUCCUAAUGAAACACCAUCGACACCGACAACAUCAACG